Messenger RNA from Delphinapterus leucas (beluga whale), 3025 nucleotides. It is a transcript of the gene SEMA4B, whose product is annotated as semaphorin 4B. Gene Ontology annotation, cellular component: plasma membrane. NCBI's taxonomy places the organism in Eukaryota, Metazoa, Chordata, Mammalia, Artiodactyla, Monodontidae. The record is from RefSeq and is a predicted model, not a curated record. Gene Ontology annotation, biological process: axon guidance; neural crest cell migration; positive regulation of cell migration. Gene Ontology annotation, molecular function: chemorepellent activity; semaphorin receptor binding.
CCGCACUCGCGGGCGAGCUUCGACAGAACGGAGCUAGUGGAAGACCGCGGUGCCGCUGGGGGCGGAGGGGCCAGGGUUCGCAGCAGCCCACGUGACCCCAUUUCCCACCCGGUUCCAGCCCCCAGGUCCGGAGGCGGGGGCCCGGCGACCGACUCCCGGGCCGGACUUCGCGGUGGGGCCGCCGCCCGCGAGUCCUAUAGAGCCACCUGAGCCGGAGCCCGGAGGACGCAGUCGCUCCUCGCUGUCCGAGUCCCGCGCGCCGCGAUGGGCCGGGGGAGCCGGCCGCCGCCGCCUCUGCUGCUGCUGAUGCUACUGCUACUGCUACCGCCGUCUCCGAUUCGGGCGCUCGCCCCUCGGAUCAGCCUGCCUCUGGGCUCUGAAAAGCGGUCACUGCUCAGAUUUGAAGUGGAUCACAUCUCCAACUAUACAGCCCUCCUGCUGAGCAGGGACGGCAGGACUCUAUACGUGGGUGCUCGAGAGGCCCUCUUUGCGCUCAACAGCAGCGUCAGCUUCCUGCCAGGCGGGGGGUACCAGGAGCUGCUGUGGAGCGCAGAUGCAGAGAGGAAACAGCAGUGCAGCUUCAAGGGCAAGGACCCACAGCGGGACUGUCAAAACUACAUCAAGAUCCUCCUGCCACUCAACAGCAGCCACCUGUUCACCUGUGGCACCGCGGCCUUCAGCCCCGUGUGCACCUACGUUAACAUGGAGAACUUUACUCUGGCACAGGACGUGGUGGGGAACAUCAUCCUGGAAGAUGGCAAGGGCCGUUGUCCCUUUGAUCCCAAUUUCAAGUCCACGGCCCUGGUGGUGGAUGGCGAGCUGUACACUGGAACAGUCAGCAGCUUCCAGGGGAAUGACCCAGCCAUCUCACGGAGCCAAAGCCUCCGCCCCACCAAGACUGAGAGCUCCCUCAACUGGCUACAAGACCCAGCGUUUGUGGCCUCAGCCUACAUUCCCGAGAGCCUGGGCAGCCUGCAAGGGGACGAUGACAAGAUCUACUUCUUCUUCAGCGAGACUGGUCAGGAGUUUGAGUUCUUUGAGAACACCAUCGUGUCCCGCAUUGCCCGUGUCUGCAAGGGUGAUGAGGGGGGCGAGCGGGUCCUGCAGCAGCGCUGGACGUCCUUCCUGAAGGCCCAGCUGCUGUGCUUGCGGCCUGACGAUGGCUUCCCGUUCAACGUACUGCAAGACGUCUUCACGCUGAGCCCCAGCCCCCAGGAAUGGCGUGACACCCUCUUCUACGGGGUCUUCACAUCCCAGUGGCACAGGGGGACCACAGAAGGCUCUGCCAUCUGUGUCUUCACCAUGCGGGACGUGCAGAGGGCCUUCAACGGCCUCUACAAGGAGGUGAACCGCGAGACGCAGCAGUGGUACACCGUGACCCACCCGGUGCCUUCGCCCCGGCCCGGCGCGUGCAUCACCAACAGCGCCCGGGAAAGGAAGAUCAGCUCGUCCCUGCAGCUCCCCGACCGUGUGCUGAACUUCCUCAAGGACCACUUCCUGAUGGAUGGGCAGGUCCGCAGCCGCCUGUUACUCCUGCAGCCCCAGGCCCGCUACCAGCGUGUGGCUGUCCACCGCGUCCCUGGCCUGCAGCGCACCUACGACGUCCUCUUCCUAGGCACUAGUGACGGCUGGCUGCACAAGGCGGUGAGCGUGGGCCCCGGGGUGCAUAUCAUCGAGGAGCUCCAGAUCUUCUCAUCAGGACAGCCCGUGCAGAACCUGCUCCUGGAUGCCGACAGGGGACUGCUGUAUGGUGCCUCACACUCGGGUGUGGUCCAGGUGCCCGUGGCCAACUGCAGCCUGUACCAGAGCUGCGGGGACUGCCUCCUGGCCCGGGACCCCUACUGCGCUUGGAGCGGCUCCAGCUGCAAGCACGUCAGCCUUUACCGGCCUGCGAUGGCCUCCAGGCCAUGGAUCCAGGACAUCGAGGGAGCCAAUGCCAGGGAACUCUGCAACACUUCCUCGUCCAAGGCCCGGACUUUUGUACCAAGAGGUGAGAAGCAUUGUGAGCCAGUCCAGUUCCAGCCCCACACAGUGAACACCUUGGCCUGCCCCCUCCUCUCGAACUUGGCAACCCGACUCUGGCUGCACAACGGGGUCCCCAUUAAUGCCUCGGCCUCCUGCCGCGUGCUGUCCACCGGGGACCUGCUGCUGGUGGGCAGGCAGCAGGAGCUGGGGGAGUUCCAGUGCUGGUCGCUGGAGGAGGGCUUCCGGCAGCUGGAGGCCAGCUACUGCCCAAAGGUGGUGGAGGACGCAGUGGCAGACCGAGCAGACCAGAGUGGCAGCGUGCCCGUCAUCAUCAACACGUCUCGGGUGAGCGCGCCGGCCGGCGGCAGGGCCACCUGGGGUGCAGACAAGUCCUACUGGACCGAGUUCCUAGUGAUGUGCGCGCUGUUCGUGUUUGCCAUGGUGCUCUUCAUUUUAUUCUUCCUCUACCGGCACCGGGGCGGCAUGAAAGUCUUCCUGAAGCAGGGGGAGUGUGCCAGCGUACACCCCAAGACGCGCCCAGUGGUACUGCCACCUGAGACCCGGCCGCUCAAUGGCGUGGGCCCCCCUAAUACCCCACUCGACCACCGAGGCUACCAGGCUCUGUCGGACAGCUCCCCAGGGCCCCGGGUCUUCACAGAGUCAGAGAAGAGGCCGCUCAGUAUCCAGGACAGCUUCGUGGAGGUGUCCCCGGUGUGUCCCCGGCCCCGGGUCCGCCUGGGCUCUGAAAUCCGGGACUCUGUGGUAUGAGAGCAAACUUCUAGAGGCCGCCUCCCUCUAGGGGCCAGGAGUGCUCAGAGAGGGUCGGCUGGACCCCUGCUCCUUGUGGAACACAGCCGCGGUGCCCAGCCCUCGGGAGCGAUGGAGCCAGCUUGCCUGGUGUCAAGCGACAAGGCCCCUCCACCCCAGAUGGCCACAGCCCCACAGGGCCUGGCUGAAGAUCGGGGCCUGCCCGGGUGGGCAGAACAGUGCUCCUUAUGAAACUGAGCCCUUUGUUUCAAAACAGUUGAAAAUGUGAAACAAGAGAAAACAGAGAACACAG